AAGCAAAAGCCUUAGACAGCAUGCAGCCCAGUGGCUCGACUACCACGAUCCGCCACCGCAAUUCCAAUGAUGAAGACGACGACUUUGAAGAUGAGCAGCCUCUACUUGAGCCCUUUACUCAACUGAGUCUAGACAACCCUUCCACAAGUUUCCAGGGCCCUGCGUCAGCAGACAACUUCCUUCGCAAUGUGAGAAAGUUGUCUGGCUUCCAGGGUGAUGAUGGGAGUCUCGACUUGGUGAACAAUUUCUAUGAGCCUGACGCUUUGCCUUCACGGCGACAAGUCGUGUUCAGCAUUCGCUCGCGUCUGCCGCCUAUUGACAUGGCACGACGGCUCUUUUCAGCACAGUACAUGUAUAUCGGCACCAUUUUUGCCUUUACCGAUCCGAGGGACUCGUUUGAGCGCUUGCUUGUUGAAGCUUAUAGCGGAUUGCCAGAUCCCUCCGAUAAGACGGCGUGCUUGGAAUACGCCAAGGUGCUUCUUAUUCUUGCAUUUGGGCAACUGUACUCGGUGAAUCAGUGGGUAGACUUUCGAGGGCCUCCCGGGUUCGAUUACUUUAGAGAUGCGCUGAACUUGCUUCCCGAGACCCAUGAAGAAGGGUCUAUUCUAUGCGUUGAGACUUUGGCGCUUGCAGGUUAUUUCAUGCAAAACAUGAAUCGACGAGAUGCUGCGUUCCAGUAUAUUGGCAAAGCUUUGCGGAUGGCCAUCUCGCUUGGCCUGCAUCAAGAAGUGAGCCCUCACUACAGCUCACAGCAAGGUCCGGUUUUGGACAAGGCGGAGAGAGAGCAUCGUCGUCGAGUCUGGUGGUCUAUCUACAGCCUGGACAGAAUUCUGUGCGUCAAGUCCGGUAAUCCCAUCACUAUUCAGGAUGAGGACAUCGGAGUAGACAUGCCCUCGAGACUCCCAGGGGAUGCCGAGUAUUGUCCCGCCGUGGUGCUGCGACAUUACACCGAGCUGUCUCGCAUUCUUGGCCAGAUCCACAUGACGAUAUACCGUAGAUCAAACAAAUCUGCACCAAAAUCCGGCAAGAGCCUCAUGGCGUCAGUCCAGAGUAUCAUUUUUUCUCUUUCAAAAUGGAACCGCGAAUUGCCCGAUGAGUUGCGUUUCGACCCUGCACAGCUAACUUUCAGUCGCGAGAGUGUUGGUGCAUUUGCACAUUACUAUCAGUGCAUCAACAUGACUGUACGGCCGCUGCUAUUUCAUGUGGUUCAGAAGCGUUUGAAGGCGAUUCGGAGCGGCGAUGGUCCGGCUGAGAAGGAGCGCGACUGGAAAGAAGGGCUCUCGCAGACGACGGUGAGAGUUAUUGACAUGUGCAUUGGAGCGGCGCAGGAUGUUAUCAAUAUGAUGGCCAUUGUGGCACAACGAGAUUUGGUGGCAACAUAUGGCUACAUGGACGGGGAGCACAUCUUUUCUGCCACAAUCGUGCUCGUCAUGGUAUGCACGGCAUUUCCUGACAAUGCCGCCAACAACUUGGCCAUGGCAGCUGGGCUUGGCCUGUUGAGGAACAUGGGCGAACGAGGGAAUAGCCAUAUGGGCGCUCGGUAUGAGUUGCUGGCGAACAUCUACUCGGGCUCGAGUAUUUUCUCUCCCACCGCUCAUCAGCAGCAAUUUGCUAUGAUGACGCCUGUCUCUCAAACUGCCACUCCGAUGAAUGGCAAGGGAACAGUUACGCCACGCAUAUCGAUGGCUCCAUACCCCAUCACAGCAUACAAUACCGCCGUAAGCAGUGCAAAUGGACCGUUCAACUUUCCAGCGGUCAAUAAUGAUGCACUGAACGAACCAUUUUAUGACGAGAGCGUGAGCACGGGCAUGGAUUUUGGACUUUGGGAAGAGGGAUUUGCGUAUCCGACCAUGGAUUUAGACCUAGAUUUGGCGCAGCGUACAUCAACGGUUGGGGGAACUGGCGGGCCAGAUAUUCGCGAGUGGAUGCUUGAUUUUAUGGGACAGGGUAAUUCAGCAUGAGAUAUCACGAAGAGACGAU
This is a messenger RNA of Trichoderma harzianum CBS 226.95, 1980 nucleotides long. RefSeq lists its product as hypothetical. The transcript has 4 exons. The record is from RefSeq and is a predicted model, not a curated record. The coding region runs from base 21 to 1961 and encodes 646 amino acids. NCBI's taxonomy places the organism in Eukaryota, Fungi, Ascomycota, Sordariomycetes, Hypocreales, Hypocreaceae. Gene Ontology annotation, biological process: DNA-templated transcription. Gene Ontology annotation, molecular function: DNA binding; zinc ion binding.